AUGGUUAAACCGGCCACCAUUAGAGCAGUUCUCAGUAUUGCUCUCUCUAAAUCUUGGCCCAUUCUUCAAAUGGAUGUCAAGAAUGCUUUCUUACAUGGUCGUCUCAGUGAAACAGUUUAUAUGCAUCAACCCAUGGGUUUCCAUAGCAAACAAUUUCCAGACUUUUCUGCUAUUACUUAUAUUCUGUUAUAUGUGGAUGACAUUAUUCUUACAACUUCUUCUGACCAUCUUUGUAAGCAUAUUAUGGCUCUCUUGUCUUCUGAAUUUGCUAUGAAAGAUCUUGGUCAUCUGAGUUUCUUCUUGAGUAUUGCUAUCACCCAUAACACCCACGGUGUCUUUUUAUCUCAGACACAAUAUGUUGCAAAAAUUAUUGAACAUGCCAGAAUGUCUAACUGCAGUCCCUGUCCUACUCUUGUUAACACUAAGUCCAAACUUAGUGCAACUGCAGAUACUCCGUAUGAUGAUCCGACUAAGUAUCGUAGUCUUGCAGGUGCUCUUCAGUAUCUCACAUUCACUCGACCAGACAUUUCAUAUGUCGUGCAACAGGUCUGUCUUCAUAUGCACGCUCCGACUAAUGAGCACAUGCGUGCCCUCAAGCGUAUUAUACGUUAUCUUCAGGGUACUUUAACCCACGGUUUAUAUUUGAACAAAUCCUCAGUUAAUCAACUUAUCUCUUAUACAAAUAUUGAUUGGGGUUGGUGUCCUGACACUCGUCGUUCCACUUCUGGAUAUUGUAUUUUUCUUGGGGAUAAUUUGUUCUCUUGGUCUUCCAAAUGGCAACCUACUCUCUCCCGUAGUAGUGCAGAGGCGGAGUACAGGGGUGUUGCUAAUGUUGUUUCUGAUUCAUGCUGGAUUCGAAACCUACUACUAGAGUUGCAUUAUCCCAUUCAAAAGGCUAUCCUAGUUUAUUGUGACAAUGUGAGUGCGAUAUACUUAUCUGGCAACCCAGUUCAACAUCAAUGCACUAAACACAUUGAGAUGGAUAUUCACUUCGUUCGUGAGAAAGUGGCUCGUGGCGAAGUACGUGUGCUACAUGUGUCGUCCCAUUAUCAAAUUGCUGAUAUUUUCACAAAAAGGCUUUCGCGCAUUUUAUUUAAUGAUUUCCGGGACAGUUUAAGCAUACGAGAACCACCCGCUUCGACUGAGGGGGUGUGUUAG
Messenger RNA from Solanum dulcamara, 1158 nucleotides. RefSeq lists its product as uncharacterized. Lineage: Eukaryota; Viridiplantae; Streptophyta; Magnoliopsida; Solanales; Solanaceae. The transcript has 2 exons. The record is from RefSeq and is a predicted model, not a curated record. Bases 1 to 1158 code for a protein of 385 amino acids.